This is a messenger RNA of Eriocheir sinensis (Chinese mitten crab), 4975 nucleotides long. RefSeq names its product nischarin-like. The transcript is spliced from 5 exons. Bases 177 to 1625 code for a protein of 482 amino acids. Lineage: Eukaryota; Metazoa; Arthropoda; Malacostraca; Decapoda; Varunidae. Gene Ontology annotation, molecular function: phosphatidylinositol binding; protein kinase binding. Gene Ontology annotation, cellular component: cytoplasm. The record is from RefSeq and is a predicted model, not a curated record.
AAGGUUCUUGCAUCCCGCGCGGUGCAGCAAAGUAAACAAAGAGGCGCCGUUGCAAAGCCGCCGCCGAUCAGCUGAUGACUGACCCGAGGUUCUGCAUGGAGUGACGCAAGAAAGCACCCCCUUCCUUCACCCCUCCAGGCUACUACAUCCUUCCUAGACACAAUCAAUUCCCGCAGAUGGCAUCGUUGAGCCCAGAACAUAAUGUAGAAAUCUGCAUCCCAAGCACACAACCGUCCGAUGGCGUCACAUUGUACGUUAUUAGUCUGUGUGUGGGAGGCAUCCGCUGGUCAGUCAAGCAGCGUUAUAAUGCCUUCGCUGAGCUCCAUGAAAAGCUUGUCAGCAAUCAUGGAGUUGCAAAGGAUCUGCUACCACCAAAGAAAAUCAUAGGAAACAAAGACCCUUCUUUUAUAGAGAAGAGAAGAUCUGAUUUAGAGCUUUAUAUCCAGACUAUCAUGGACUUCAUGCACCACACCUUGCCCCGGGAAUUAGCAGAGUUCUUGGACUUUCAUCACUAUGAGCUGACUCACCUGUUGCAGUCCAUGGCCCGGCAGUUCUUUAAGGAAGGAGACCAUGUUUUGAGUGAAGGUCACCCAGUUGUCUUUACUCCUUUACAGUUACAUGCCCUCUCCUACCGCCUGAAGAACCCUCUCCCCACCAAUGUGGCAACGGCAAAUGAAACCGACUUCAGCCAUGUUGUUGAUUUUGUGUCUCAAGUCAAACACCUUGUCAUCAAAGGAAGUAACCAGCCUUUCAGGGCUAGCAACAUCAUCCAGAAUAACUUAACGUUUACACUAAAUACUUUCAAAAAUGUUGAAACUCUAACACUGACUGAAGCCAAUGCCUCUUCUAUUGGUCACCUUGGAGCAGUCAGGAGAACAACCAGAACCUUGCAGGUAAACCAAAGUGGUAUGACACAGACGUCAGACAUAUUGCUGUGUGAUUCUGUGUACAGAGAAACUGUUGAGGGGAGUGAUCCUCAUAAAUGGUUGAUGCUCAUCGAUGUUGACAUCAGCUGUAAUCAAAUAAAAAAAAUUGAUGACUCCAUUGCCCUAGCUCCUAAUAUUGAGAAGCUAAACUUGAGCUGCAAUAAGCUCUCCUCAGUAGAGAGUUUGACAAAGCUUCCUCAUUUGGUGUCACUUAAUCUCUCUAAUAACAUGUUUUCUAUUUUAGAGAGUAUGCAUACAAAACUCGGAAAUGUCGUCGAUCUAGAUUUGUCACAAAAUAGUUUGACCUCUCUCCAAGGUUUAAGCAAGCUUUACUCUUUAGCCUCAUUGAAUGUCUCAACUAAUAAUAUAUGUGAAAUUGCAGAAGUUAGCCAUAUCUCAGCCCUGCCUUGCCUAGAAAUUCUCAUAAUCACAGGCAACCCAGUAGCAACAGUAGUUGAUUAUCGCACCAAAGUUCUAGAGCUUUUUGGUCAGCGGGCUGCAGAGGUCUGUUUAGAUAAUGAACGACCAACCCAGAGGGAGUUGGAAUUUGUAGCUGUGCUGCAGGCCAUAAGAGCAUCAAGAGAAGGUAGACUACCAACUCUCAGCAUAUCAAGUCCACUCCCUGCUACAGCAUCAACGAUUACAUUUGACCGACCAGAUGUUGCCACUGCUGUUAGUGAAUAUUCAGUCUCCAAGUGAUAAUUAUAUUGUAAUAAACUAAUAUAUCUUAUCCAUCUCAAGAGAGAUUUAUGAGCCAUAUGGUGGUGAUGAAAUCCUCUUCCAGUUUUGGAUUGUGCCAAAUUUUCACAAUCUUAACCUCACACCUAAAAGUUUAUUUUAAUGUUAUUAUGUAAUAAUUUUCUAGUCAUAAUAUUUCAUUAGUAAGAAAGUGAAGACCAGUGUCUAACCAAUAAGAAGUUUUUAUUAUUUUUUUCUUUAAUCAUCAAGAGUCACAUUUUGUACAUCUGUAAGAGAAUGCAAAGCAAUGCAAAAUAGGUUUGAAUACUUAUGCUUUAUAAGACAUAAUUGAAAUCUUGAUCUGAAAGUGGAACUGUUGGGUUUCCUAUUUAAUUGUUGUUAUUUAAAACAUAUUAUCAUCAUCUUAAAAUAUAUGCCUUAUAAUGAAUUUCACUGAACCUUGUGAAGGACCUUCUCCAAAAAGUAAAAACAGACUGUGGUUAAACAGUCAAGAUCAUUAUUAUUGCCAUCAUCAGUGACCCCCAUUUUCUUCAGAGACAUGAUGGAGAGUAAAAAAAACUGUUGGACCUUACUGAGUUGUGUUCCAGGGACAAAUAGUUAAGCUUGGGCCAGUCCCUGAGUUAAGUGUCCUGCAUCAGUGUCACUGCGCUAUUAGUCACCUCUUACAGCAUGCACUGUAAUAAAGAUAUAUGUAUUCAUAAUACCUGUCUCAAGGACAAGAAAAAUAAUUGCUGAAAUAAGACAUUAUUUCUCAUGCCACUCAUUUUCACAUUUAUUUUGCCUUUGUCAUUAUGGAGAGACUAUCAUAACAAAUCAACUACACAAUCACAAAUGUCUUGUCACUGUUACUCUAUUUUCUCCAAUUAUGUUGUCAAGUCUUUGUGAAUGUUCCAUAUGUGUCUUGUGUUUGUAAAAAGAUCAGAUGUAAUCCUUAAUCUUCUUUACUGACAAGGGCACAUAGGGUUUUCUAUUUCCAUACAAAUAUGCAAGCUUCUAAAGUGCAGGGUUAUCUAUUUGCUUUUAUGUAUUUGUUAGCUGCACGUUAUUCCAACUGCUUUUAUAUAUAUGUUAGCCAUAGCACUUUAGGGGUUUUAUUUAUUUAUUCAGAAGUUUUUAGAGCCAAAGAAGCAUCUCUUAAGGCGAAAAAACAAACAAUUCUCUUGCUGAGAGGAUAUAAGUAAAAAAAGGAGGGUCAAAUUUAAGUAGGGAAGGUGUCUUGACACUCUUCUUGAAAGAGUUCAAGUUGUAGACAGAAAGAAAUACAGAUGAAGGAAAGCUGUUCCCAAGUUUACCAGUGAAAGGGAUAAAAUAAUGAAGAUACUGGUUAACUCUUGCAUUAGAAAUUUGCACAGCAUGGGGAUGAGCUAGUGUAGAAAGGCUUGUGCAGCAAAGCCAUGGGAAUGUGGAGGCAUGCAAGUAAAAAGUUGAGAAGUUAGCAUGAAAUUAUUGAUAAAAGAUAGAAAGUGAAGCAUUAUUGCAGCAUAAUUUUAGAGGUGGAAGACAGUAAGAAGAAAGGAGUUGAUGAGAUGAAAUGCAUUGACCCCCUCUCUCCAAGAAAGCUUUGUGAAACAUUGUGACAUGCAACAUGCAUACUCCAUGUAGGGGUAGACAAGUUGCUGUAGUAAAGGUUGACUGAAGAUCUGGACAGCAUGUGGGUAAUAUUCCACACUUGGUGAUGGUUGAAAAUUGCCAGCGUCUUGCAGUGGGACUUGAACUUAGUUCCUUGGGAUCACCACUUUUGCAAGCUGACCAUUUGGCCACUGCCUUUCAUGUAGGGCCUCUUAUGUUUUAGUAGACUGAAUGAAUCAUUUUCACUGAGCAGAUCUGAAUAGCUCUGAAUGGUUAUAUUUUGCACUGUCUCUAGACUUUUCUCCAUUAUUCUGGUCUUUAUGUUCCUUAUCUCUCCAUUUCUGUGGAUGUUUGUGAGCCAUGGGGACACUACUCAUCCCUACCUACCUCCAGUCUGAUACUUAAACUCAACCACUAUGCCCUUUCUCACAUGGCACACAGCAACUAUAUAAACUAUUAAUUGCCCUUGAAAACCAGCACUUUGUUCUGUAAAUAUGUAGUACUUUCCAAAGUAUUGUUUUGUAUGUAAAUGUAAAAAGUUAUGGGACUUAAUUUUCCCAGGAAACAGCUGCAGGGACACUAUGAUCUUAUGUGAUAAUUUAAGACUUUUCAUUGGGCAGAAUUUUGUUCUUUAAACAUCAUCACAGUAUUGAAGAGCAUUAAAGGUGCCUGCUCAAGGUAACAAUAGAAAGUUUAAAUAUUCUUUCUUGCCAUCUCUCACUUCAUCAUAUCAAAGUUUCUUCAUAUUUUUAGAUUUUUGCCCCCAUCUGUCAUUGUUACCUCCCUUGCCAUAUCAUGCAACCACUGUCACUGUUUUGUUGACCUUGCUAAAUGCUUGCUCUCCUUACAUCUAGAGUCUGUCUUUAUAUAGCUUCUACCUAACUCCAUCCCAAUGUUGGCCAUACAUUAAUGCAAUGGAACAAUCUUCUUUCUUCAGAUUUUUAUUUUCCACCUUAGCACAAUUCAAACUCAUUUGAGUUGAAUUGGCUACUGUGAUAUAUUUAGGAGCAGCAUUUUAUCCAAUUAUGUAUUUUUUUUUUUAAUUUAGGUCCUUGAGUGUCUUCUUUAACUGUAAAUAUAAGUCCCCAUGAAUAGUCAGUCAUGAUAUAUUAAAGUUGAAAUUGUAUCCUCUCAGCGUAACACAAAAACUUGGUGAAAUAUUUGUUACUACGUGAGAGACUUUUCUUAAACAUUGAGAACAGAGAGCUUUAUGCCCUAUGUUCUAUGUUGUUUCAGAUACACUUUUCUUCUUCGUGAGGUAAUCUUCAGCAGAAUUUCAGAUAUUCGAUUAAGUUAUACACAUUUUUAUAAGAUUUUCCGUAUGUAGAUUAAUUUUCUUCAGUAUUAAAAUAUGGUUUCAGAUUUUUAUUAAUUGCACUUUAACAGAUUGAAGAUAGUAUGAUGUCAAUAAAUGUCUUUGUAUAUUCUUGUCAUAUCAUUCCUAAAUAUAUAUAAAUUAGAUUAAGUUAUAUAAACAUACCUUCAAACAGGUGCUUUGCAAACUUACAUAGAUAGCAAUCCGUCCAUUAGCAGUGCAUCUUAGUUAAAUUUAGUAUGUCAUUGAAGAAUGUAUUGUUACAAGAUUAUAUAAGCACAGUAAAUUUUAUUUGAUUAUGUACCUAAAUUGUAUGUCCUUAGCCAGCUAAUGGUUAGGUCAGUAUAAGGCCUUAAGGGACUUAUUUAUGGAUGAUAUUGUCUUGAAAACAGUUUUAUUAAUCCAUCAACCAUAUUCAUCAGAAUUGAGUAACAACUUAUGAAUAUAUGAUUCUAUGAUGUGUAAA